Messenger RNA from Amphimedon queenslandica, 1685 nucleotides. RefSeq names its product F-box-like/WD repeat-containing protein TBL1X. The coding region runs from base 54 to 1541 and encodes 495 amino acids. The record is from RefSeq and is a predicted model, not a curated record. Lineage: Eukaryota; Metazoa; Porifera; Demospongiae; Haplosclerida; Niphatidae. Gene Ontology annotation, molecular function: transcription corepressor activity; protein binding. The transcript has 11 exons. Gene Ontology annotation, cellular component: histone deacetylase complex. Gene Ontology annotation, biological process: regulation of transcription by RNA polymerase II.
UCCUCUUUUCGCCGGCCCCUCGAGGUGGCAUUAUUUGGAAAAGUGGUGGCAAAAUGAGUAUCAAAAGUGAUGAAGUAAAUUUCUUGGUCUAUAGAUACCUUUUGGAGUCAGGUUUUCAGCAUUCUGCAUAUACAUUUUCUCAGGAGAGUCAUGUGAAGCAUACUAGCAUUAACAGUACACAAAUACCACCAGGUGCACUUAUAUCAGUCAUACAGAAGGGACUGCAAUAUGUUGAGGCUGAAGUUAGCAUUGCUGAGGAUGGUACAAUAUUAGAAGAUGCUCCUCCAUUGUCACUGAUUGAUGCUGUAUCUUAUGAAAGUCCUGGAAUUAAAGGUGGUGGGGGUUUGUCAGUAAAACCUCUAAAUUCACAACAAAUUUCUACUCCUACACAAGAGCCAAUGUCAACAGAAAGAAAUGAUAAUGUUCCAGCAACAGUGACUGAUCAUCCUCCUAAUCUAGUAAAGAUAUUGCAAGGUCAUGGAUCUGAAGUGUUCACUUGUGCCUGGAGUCCAAUAGACAACACAUUAGUGACAGGAUCUGGUGACUCUACAGCUAGGCUUUGGCAUGUUGAUGCUAAUGAUACAUCACAGAAUUACGGAGGAUCUAUUGUACUAUCACAUCAGCCUCUACCUGGUGUACAUUUAUCAUCAGAGGGUGGGAAUCGUGAUGUUACUUCAGUUCAUUGGAGUCCUGAUGGUAGUCAAGUUGCUACAGGUAGUUAUGAUGGGGUUGCUCGGUUAUGGUCUCUGGAAGGUGAAAUAAAGUCUACUCUCAUUCGUCAUUCUGGCCCAAUUUUUGCUCUCAAAUGGAAUAACAAGGGAAACUAUAUAGCAACCGGUGGUGUAGAUAAGUUGGCAGUGGUUUGGGAUGUCAACAGUGGUGAUGUCCGUCAGUCUUAUUCUCAUCACAAAUCUCCUACUCUAGAUGUGGAUUGGCAAAAUAACACAACCUUUUCAUCGUGCUCUGCAGACACUUUUAUACAUGUGUACAGACUGGGGACUGAUAAGCCAAUAAGAACAUUCUCUGGACAUAAGAAUGGUGUCAAUGCUAUUAAAUGGGAUCCGUCAGGUAACCUAUUGGCAUCAUGUUCUGAUGAUCACACUGCUAAGCUUUGGAGUAUGAAGCAGGAGACUUGGUUGCAUGAUCUAACGGAACAUUCUGGUGAUAUUUAUACCUUACAAUGGAGCCCCACUGGUCCUAACACUAGUAAUCCUAAUGCUAAUCUACAGCUAGCAACUGCUUCAUUUGAUUCAACUGUGCGUCUCUGGGAGGUUGAGAGAGGAGUUUGCCUUCAUACUUUAAGACGUCAUCAAGAUCCAGUGUAUUCGGUUGCCUUUAGUCCUGAUGGUCGUUAUAUUGCCAGUGGCUCUUUUGAUAGGUGGUUAUUUAUCUGGUCAACAAGUAAUGGUGCAUUAGUGCGGCGGUACAGAGGUGACAGUGGGAUAUUUGAAGUAUGUUGGAAUAAAGACGGAACUAAAUUGGCUGCUAGUUUCUCUGAUCACAAAGUAUGUGUACUGGAUUUGAAAACAUUGAGCAGCUAAUGAGUUACAUAGAGCUUAGAGAUACUCCCGAUAUUACUUACAUAGCAUGCACAUCUCACCCAACUCAUCACCACCACUACAGUUACCUUUUGAAUUUCAAAGUAUAAUGUCAUGUUUGGUUUCAUAAUGUUAAUAGUACAGUAA